Molecule: messenger RNA, 1276 nt
Organism: Ipomoea triloba (trilobed morning glory)
Lineage: Eukaryota; Viridiplantae; Streptophyta; Magnoliopsida; Solanales; Convolvulaceae
Product: probable adenylate kinase 6, chloroplastic
Exons: 4
Coding region: 234-1079 (281 amino acids)
Biological process (GO): nucleobase-containing compound metabolic process
Cellular component (GO): cytoplasm; mitochondrion
Molecular function (GO): ATP binding; AMP kinase activity
Source: RefSeq, a predicted model, not a curated record
UUUCCAGUUGGUUUAGGUAGAAGUGUGGUGGGCAGAAUAUCGCGCCAGCUUUGUUUCUCUCCCUUUCUCCUUCAUCCCACGUGCUUUUCCACAACCAUUCUUCUUUCUUUCAUUUCAGCUCAACUGAAGUCCCUCUCCCCGUGUCCCCGUCUCGCUUCAAUUCACUUCUCUCAUCAUUUUUCUCGCCCCCAACCUUCAAAUUUUGACUUUUCUCCAUCCAUUGUUGUUGAUCCAUGGCGGUUUUGCGCGGCGCAGCCACGAGAUGCCGGUGGCGGAUCGUCAAUUCCGUGCGGGGAUUUUGUCUAAACCCCUCUUCUGAGACCGACUUGAAAUUGUCAACGGUUGUUCGGCCCGAAGAGCCGCCCAAGGGUAGAAAUGUCCAGUGGGUGUUUCUGGGCUGCCCCGGCGUCGGCAAGGGCACAUAUGCGGCUCGCCUCUCUAGUCUUCUCGGCGUCCCCCAUAUCGCCACCGGUGAUCUCGUCCGUCACGAGCUCUCCGCACGUGGCCCUCUCUCCUCUCAGCUUGCAGAGAUUGUUAACCAAGGGAGACUAAUUUCAGAUGAAAUUAUAAUAGAUCUAUUGUCCAAACGACUUGAGACUGGUGAAUCUAAGGGUGAAUCAGGUUUCAUUCUUGAUGGAUUUCCCCGAACUAUAAGACAGGCGGAAAUCUUAGAGGGCGUCACAGAUAUCGACUUGGUUAUCAACCUGAAACUUCGGGAAGAGGCAUUAAUCGCAAAAUGCCUUGGGAGAAGGAUGUGCAGCGAGUGUGGAGGAAACUACAAUGUUGCAUGCAUUGAUAUCAAGGAUCAACAGGGAAACCCCGGAAUGUACAUGCCUCCGCUUCUUCCUCCUCCCCAAUGUGAAUCAAAACUGAUAAUUCGGUCUGACGACACGGAAGAAGUUGUGAAGGAGCGCCUUCGCAUCUACAACGAACUGAGCCGACCAGUUGAGGACUUUUACAGGCAUCGUGGCAAACUGUUGGAGUUUGACCUUCCUGGGGGAAUACCCGAGUCAUGGCCAAAGUUACUCCGAGCUCUAAACCUUGAUGAUCACGAAGACAAGGAGUCAGCAGCUGCUUGAGUUUUGGCAUGUCCGCGUUGUAGGAUAUUAGUCUGCUUCUCUUUGCAGCUCCUCGCGCAUUCUUUGCAUGUUCUGUGGACGUGCGGAUUAAUUUUCGGAAGGAAAAUAAAUAUGAUUUCCUUGCUGUUGAUGUUGUACUAGUAUCUGAGAAUUGGCAGUAUGGUCUCUAUCAAUUAUUUUUUCAGUCAUUCAUCUUA